AUGCGCCCAACACGGACAUCAUGUGGCUACCGGAUCAUGUCGAGCUGUAUCCUGGUUUGGGACACAAGACCUACCAAAGGACCACAACAACAACAACAGGGGGCCAAGCCCAAAGACAAGGACGGCACCAAAAACCCCAUAGGCGUCCCUGACACGUUCAAGCACCUGGACCUCACAUGGAAACCCAUGCUGAAGGUCCAUCUCCACAAAUCUGAGCCGGGCGGUGAUCAUGCACCAACAAAGUUCUCAAUAGCAGAGAAGCAAGGGAUAGAGGGGCAUGCGACCGAUGGUGGUGUUCCAGACAAGGAGGCAAGUGUGACUGGCGGAUAUUUCCAGUCCAGGAAACCCGGGUCCGGCCGUAAGAAGAGGACCCUACAAACUGUCAAGACACAUUUCUUUGUUGGCACCGAGGACGGGGAGGUGGUCUAUGUUGACUGGAUGCCACAGAAGGAUCAGGACACAGGCAAGAUCCAAACGCCAAAACCAGAUUUCUAUCACACCAUGCAUGACGGACCCAUCAUGACGGUCCAGCGAUCCCCAUUUUUCAUGGAUAUCCUCCUUGUGGUUGGCGGUUGGAACUUCACAAUCUGGAAAGAGGCUGUUGUUUCAGGACCAAUCCUCCAGUCCGCCCCAAACCCAAUCCGUAUGACGUCCGGGUUUUGGUCCCCCUCCCGUCCGGGAGUGUUCUACAUCUCUAAGGUGGAUGGCAGCGUCGACGUCUGGGACUUACUGGACAAGACCCAUGAACCCUCCAUCACCCAGAGCGUUUCCCCAUCAGCAAUCACAAAGAUUUACCCGCAUGCAGUGUCUCACAAGCAGCACCUGUUGACUGUGGGUGACAGUUCUGGUACCCUGCAUAUCCUGGAGAUACCCUGGAGCCUGCGCCUGCCUGCACCCAAUAAGGUGACUGGGGAAGCCAACUACUUUGAGCGGGAAGUAAAGAGGCGAGGCUUCGUGGUGCAGAGGUGGGACUUCCGAGAGCAUGAGAAGCGAGAACUUGAGGCUGAGGCCAAAAAGAAGGCUGGGGAUGUAAGACAGGUUAGACCAACUUUGAUUGCGCCGAAUGUGCUGCUGACAGACGAGGAGAUUGAGUACCGCUUGAAGCUGGAGUACCAGACCUAUAUGGAGGCGGAGGGGAAUUUCUUGCGAGAGCUUGGGAUCACCAAGGAGGAGGAACCUCUGCCCCAGACGUAGACCGGGUGUGUUUUAUAAGUGGUGAAAUUUGAAAGCGAUGAAUGGAGGGCGACGGGGGUUAUUAUGCAUUUUUUUUAUUUUGUUUACUAAUGGCUAAAGUUAUUUCACACAAAUGGACAAGAAUAUGUUUCAGAAUUUUUAGUUCAGUACUUGCUCUGGCAUGGAAAACCUGGAAUUCAUUCUGACGUUUAUCUUCAAGUAUGGUAAAAAUGUAUGUAUUUGAGCUGCACUCUGUGAUAACCAGCCUUACUGCACGUGAGUUAAAGUGUCUUAACUCUCUGCUUUUAUGGAUUUUCCGUUUACAGGAAUAUGCUUCUUAAUGCAAAUCCAGUGUAGGCUGCGAGUGAUGUCCCUGAUUAGUCUGUGCCCACUGCACAGAUUUAUAUGGAUAGACUCUUUACCCACUUGCAUUGAGGCUGUAUUUUUCCAUAGAGCAGCUCACAUACAAUACAUUCAUUCUAUGUCAGAUACUAUAUUAUAAUGAGUAACUCCAGAUAAGUAGCCCUGUCAAUCAUAACCAACAUGUUAUUGUUCCGACAAAUAAACAAAAUAGUUUGACAUUUGCUUCUCAAAAUCAACACUUUCUAUUGUGUGUUAUACAACUUGUGUUGAGUGUAUAAUUUAGAUACAUUUGAACUAUCUCAGAAUUUUGUGAAAGCACCAACUGCCAUGGUUUAUAACUAGUUAGACUUGUAACGCAAAUUGUUUAACUUGUAUUCACCAUUUUGGUAUACAUAUGUGAUUCAACAUUGUCACAUA
Messenger RNA from Dreissena polymorpha, 1953 nucleotides. RefSeq names its product dynein axonemal intermediate chain 3-like. NCBI's taxonomy places the organism in Eukaryota, Metazoa, Mollusca, Bivalvia, Myida, Dreissenidae. The transcript has 11 exons. The record is from RefSeq and is a predicted model, not a curated record. Gene Ontology annotation, molecular function: dynein heavy chain binding; dynein light chain binding. Gene Ontology annotation, biological process: cilium movement involved in cell motility; inner dynein arm assembly. Gene Ontology annotation, cellular component: inner dynein arm. The coding region runs from base 1 to 1194 and encodes 397 amino acids.